Molecule: messenger RNA, 1604 nt
Organism: Lagopus muta (rock ptarmigan)
Lineage: Eukaryota; Metazoa; Chordata; Aves; Galliformes; Phasianidae
Product: testis-specific serine/threonine-protein kinase 6-like
Exons: 1
Coding region: 774-1604 (276 amino acids)
Biological process (GO): microtubule cytoskeleton organization; protein phosphorylation; intracellular signal transduction
Cellular component (GO): cytoplasm
Molecular function (GO): ATP binding; protein serine/threonine kinase activity; tau-protein kinase activity
Source: RefSeq, a predicted model, not a curated record
CUGCGUGAGCAGCUGCUCUCAAGGGUGAAGCACAGCAGGAGUAAAACUUGAUCUGAACUCUCUGAGCAGCACCUCGAGAGCUCCCUGAGAACUGCUGAGAUGGCCAUCAAGCCCGAGUGACACCUUGGUUUGUGGGAAACCGAGGCAGCCCCUCUUCUGUGGGAGCAGCCCGGGCAAAAAAGGCUGGGCACCCACAGAUUAGCUGCUGUCUUCCCACGGAGGAAAUACACAGCCCUAAAUAGUGGAGUUCCUGGCAACCAUCGGCGUGUCGUUUAGCGCCCAUGCAGACCUGGAAAUUGCCUCUGCCAUUAGCAGCAGAGCAUUUGUGCCAAAAGCAGGCAGAGGACGUCUUUUUAAGCGGCUGGGUAGAAGCACAGGAAAGUCCUAGCAAACGCAGCCUCAUCAAGGUUCUGGUGUGUUUUGUGAGCAGAAGCGGAGCAGAGGGGCCACUCUCAAGCAAGUCACUGCUGUUGCCUGACUGCACAGCCCUCAGGCACUGCCCGCGUCUCCUCUCCCCUCCUGCUCUCUGCAGGAAUAUAUAUAUAUAUAUUCAGUGCUGGAAGUUCUCCCAGUGUGUAUGCAUGACAAGCUGGGACAUCCAGGAGCAGCGCAGACCCGUCGGACCAUGUUGACAUCACAGUCAUAGUGAGGCACUGUCACACUUUGUCACAGUGCCUGGGUGGACCCUCAGCCCCACAGGGCAACUGUGGGACCACUGCAGGUUUGUGAAGGUCGACUGCGGACACGCUUUCGUCCUAUCCGGACCAGCUAAGAUGCCAAACACUGACAAAGACAAGAAGCUACUCCACAAGCUGGGCUUCACGCUGGGGGAGACCUUAGGAGAGGGUGCGUUCUCCACGGUGAGGGCGGCCACCUCCCCCAAAUACACGGUCCCCCUAGCUAUCAAGAUGGUGGACAAGCGAAGGGCCUCUCCAGAAUUUGUGGAGAAGUUUCUGCCCCGGGAGCUCUCCAUCCUGCGUGAGCUGGAUCAUCCCAACAUCGUGCUCAUCUUUGAGAUCUUUGAGCUGACCAACAGUAUGGUCUACAUCGUGAUGGAGUCGGCAGCCUUCGACCUGCAGCAGCGGCUGCAGCAGCUGGGCAAGCUGCCCUGCGUCCCCGACGCCCGGGACAUCUUUGUGCAGGUGGUGGGGGCCGUGCACUGCCUCCAUGACCACAACAUCGUGCAUCGUGACCUCAAGUGUGAGAACAUACUGCUCAGUGCUGAUGGCCGCCAGGCCAAGAUUGCUGACUUUAGCCUCAGCAAGGAAAUGAGCAGCUACCCAGAAGUGAGCAGCACCUUCUGCGGAACAGAAGCCUACAUGGCCCCGGAGAUGUGGCUGCAUUACCCCCACGAUGCCAAGAAGUUGGACAUCUGGAGCCUGGGGGUGGUCCUUCUUGCCAUGGUGACUGGCAGCUUGCCCUUCCACGGCUGCCUCUGCAACACGAUCCAGCAUCAGAAGGAUGGGGUGCAGCACCUGAGGGGGGUGUCCGCGCUGCCGGAGCCCUGCCAGGCCCUCCUUGUCCAGCUGCUGCAGUUCUUACCAUCCUCCCGGCCCAGCGUGGAGCAGGUGGCCAGCAACAGCUGGCUGAAGGGGGACAUCUAA